UUAAUUUUUUUUUUCAAAUAAUAAAAAUGUUAAAUAAAAUUAUAAAAUUUGUUUUUAUUAUUGGAAUAUUUAUUUCGAAUCUUCAGCUAUCAUUGAGUCAUCAAAAAGAUAAUAAUGGCAAUAAAAAAUUACAAGAUUAUAAAGCAGUACAAAAUAAAUAUGGAUUUUAUUAUCUUCCAAUUUAUGAAAGUUUAAACCGAAAUGUUUGGAAUAAAUUAAAAACAACAACAACAACACCAAAAAAUAAAAGUUUAAAAGUUGUUGAUGAUGAUGAACGUAUUGCUGCUGCAUUAAAAGCUGAACCAGAUGCAGAAAUGUUACCAGCUGGAUACAGUGGUAUUGCACCACCUGGAGUUGAUCAUAUGGAGAUGAAUAAUUCAUCUGAUGAACGAUAUGAUUUAGCUGUUGCUGCAAAUAAUCAUCAUUAUGAAAAAGGUGACAGUGAAGAGCAUCAUGAUGAUCAUUAUUCUGAAGAUGGUGAAAAAGGUGAUAAAGGAUACAAAGGUGAUCAUGGUCAUGAUGAAGGUAAAAAAGGACAUCAUGAUAAAGAACAUCAUCAUGGUCAUUAUGAUGAAGAAGAAGGACAUAAAAAACAUCAUCAUCAUGAUGAUGGUUAUUUCUCUGAUCAUCAUAAAGGUGAAAAAGGUGAGAAGGGACAUAAAUUUCAUGAAAAAGGUAGUUUUGGAAAAGGCCACAGUACAAAAGGACAUCAUGAAGUUAAAAAAUUAGAUGAAUAUAAAAAAGAUAAAGAAUUUCAUGAUGAACAUCAUGAUUCUGGACAUCAUGAAAAACAUGGUGGACAACAUCAUGAGGAUGAAUAUAAAAAAGGACAUCAUCAUAAAAAAGGACAUCAUAAAGGUGGACAUCAUGAGGAUCAUUAUGGUAAAAAAGGACAUCAUAAAAAAGGCCAUCAUCAUCAUGAUCAUAAAGGACAUAAAAAAGAAGAUGGACAUGAUGAUCAUCAUCAUCAUCAUCAUGGUUAUGAAAUGAAUAAAUAUUAUAUAUUUAAAAUAUAUAAAUUAUGUCCAAUAUUAUUGAUACUAUGUAUUGUCAUAAAAACAUCAUGUGGUUUGCAGUAUCAAAUACAAGAACAUCAAGAUUUAGAUACAGCUGCUGCUGAACAUGGACAUCAUCAUGAAUCUGGUGGUGGACAUAAAUUUCAUGAGGAUCAUCAUGAUGAACAUGGUGAAAAAGGAGAAAAAGAUUAUCACAAACAUCAUCAUCAUGGAAAAGGUGAUGAAGGACAUUAUGGUGAAGAACAUCAUGAAGGACAUCAUGAUGAACAUGGUGGACAUAAAAAAAAACAUCAUGAUGAAGAGGGUAAAUAUGGUGAACAUCAUGAAAAAGGACAUGGUCAUAAAGGUCAUAAACAUGGUGAAAAAAAAGGCCAUAAAAAAGGAGAAAAAACUCAUGGUUUUCAUAAAAAAGCACACAAAGAUGAAUAUCAUAAAGAGCAUAAAUUUUAUGAUGAUCAUCAUAAAGGUGGAAAGCAUGAAAAACAUGGUGAUCAUCAUGAGCAUCAUGCUGCUAAAGAUGGACAUCAUAAAAAAGGUGGACAUCAUCAUUCUGGUCAUCAUCAUGAUCAUCAUGGAAAAAAAGGACAUCAUGAUAAGGGACAUUUUGAUGAAGAUCAUCACAGUCAUCAUAAAAAACAUGGACAUGAUGAUCAUUAUCAUCAUCACAAAGAGCAUGGAAAAAAAGGACAACAUCAUCAUGGAAAAAAACAUGGCUUCUCCAAAGGCCAUCAUUAGUUUUAUUAAUUUUUUCAUUCAAAUUUUCAAUUUUCAAUUUAUUUUCAGUCAAGUUAAUUUUUUUUUAUCAUUACAAUUUCAGUUGAACAA
Aphidius gifuensis is the source of this 1841-nucleotide messenger RNA. Its product is annotated as histidine-rich glycoprotein-like. Bases 27 to 1751 code for a protein of 574 amino acids. The record is from RefSeq and is a predicted model, not a curated record. The transcript is spliced from 5 exons. NCBI's taxonomy places the organism in Eukaryota, Metazoa, Arthropoda, Insecta, Hymenoptera, Braconidae.